AUCAGAUUAAAUAUUAAUGGUUGGUGUAUAGUAUCUAAUACCUUUGAUGACGAUAGAUAUAAAAAUUCUUCAAGAAAUUUGCAAUAUUUUGAAACACUUGGUUCACUUCUAGAUAAUAUUGCAUGAAAUAAAAAAUUAAAUAAUUGUUUAUUUAAUGGAAAUACAUUUAAGUAAGGGAACUCUCUUAUUAUAUGAAACACCUUAUUCCUAUAUGAUUAUGAAUUCCUUAAGGACCAAGAGAUGUUCUUAUUGCUUAAUGGAAAAUGAUUUACAACAGUGUCUUAGUUGCAAUUUAUUUAAAUAUUGUAAUAAAGAAUGCCAAAAAAAAGAUUGGAAUGAACACAAACAUGAAUGCAAAAACAUACAAAAAAUAAGUCAUGAUUUUAGAAGAUCUAUACCAGCCACGGUGUUAAUGAUGGCACGAAUUAUAUACAAAAUUCAUAAAAAUCAAGUUUGCGGGCAGUCCAAACUACUUUAUUGCAAUAAAAAUGUCAAAUUUCCUGAAAAUCGAAAUUUUAACGAGUUGGUAAGCCAUUAUGACAACAUAUCAAGGGACCAAUAUAAAAUGGAAUGUUUGAAUACUUACACUCAGGCGUUGUUUAGAAUAUUACCCAAACAUUUAUAUGAAAUGUAUCAACAUAUAUUUAAAGAUAUUUUUUGCAAAAUUUUAAUAAAUUCAUAUUCGAUUUUGGACGAAGAAUUAUGCCCAGUUGCUCAUGCUUUAUAUAUGUGUGCAUCCUAUUUUAACCAUAGUUGUGUACCUAACACUAAUUGUAUUUUCAACGGUCCCAACAUAUUUAUAACAUCAGUUGAGGAUAUAACAUUAAAGCAAAAUAGUUCUUCAUUACAAAAUUCGAUAUUUAUAAGAUACAUUGAUCCUCUAGAAUCUUAUCAAAACCGGCGAAAGUCUUUGAUGGAAACAUAUUAUUUUCAUUGUGCUUGUCAGUUUUGUCAUAUACAUGACGAUCAUCAUAACCAUGAGGAAAACGUGCUAGACUUUUUGCCUAAGUCUACCCUAGAAAAUGAUACCCUAAACAUUAACACUAGACAAUCUAGCAUAACCAAUAAAUUUAUCGAUGAAUUAUGUUCAAAAUUUCAAGAAUAUCAACAGUCCAGCAUUUCCUUAAAAAAUUUUAAUGAUUUUUUCCCAUCUUCGAAUAAUGUUAUUUAUAACAAAAUAUUGUGGGAAAAAUUUCAACAUACACAUAUGCCAUUUAUUAAUAACCCCAAUGAUCUGACAACAGUUGCUGACACACAUCUAGUGUUGACCUAUCAGAUUGGUAUUGCUUUAAAUAGAGGAAACACUUUUCGAAAAUAUUACCCAAAAUACGAUAUUUCAAGAGCUUAUCAUUUAUUAUGGUUAUCCAAAUUGGCUUUGUAUUUGAAUGACUUAAGCAACGCCAAAAAUUAUGCAAAUCAAUGUAUGGAAAUUAUUGAUAUAGCAUAUCCUCUAGAAGCCGUACAACAUUUAGACAAUUUUGAAUCAAUAUUAUCAAAUAUAAAAUAUAAUUUAUCACACAUUCUGUCCCAAUUGAAUUUUUAAAUAAAUAAAAUUUUUAUUAGCGUCUAAUAAUUUAUCAUUCAUUUUCGUAUGCAUUAUAUAAAAUAUAAAUACAAAAUUUUACAUGUAAUGUACAAUAAAUUUCUUUCUUUAUUUUGA
Gordionus sp. m RMFG-2023 is the source of this 1660-nucleotide messenger RNA. Its product is annotated as histone-lysine N-methyltransferase SMYD3-like. Gene Ontology annotation, cellular component: nucleus. NCBI's taxonomy places the organism in Eukaryota, Metazoa, Nematomorpha, Gordioida, Chordodea, Parachordodidae. The transcript is spliced from 11 exons. Bases 155 to 1543 code for a protein of 462 amino acids. The record is from RefSeq and is a predicted model, not a curated record. Gene Ontology annotation, molecular function: protein binding.